UCUUCUGCUCAGUUUCUCAAUUUCACACCAACUGUACAAAAAUGAUAAAGGUGAUAACUUUGUUGCUGCUUUUACAGAAUGCUGCAUCUGGAGAAAAAUAUUACCUGGAGUCUAAUCGUUUCCUGCGUCCAGGAGUUCCCAAUUUCCCAGAGUAUGCAGUAAUGAUUGUACUUCAGGGUUUUUUAGCAACUUACUAUGAUGAAAAUGUAAUGCAUGUCAAACAAGACUGGAUGAAAGAGUAUGUAAAAGAGAACACAAAGGAGUGGGAAUCCUCUGUCCAGGCAUGCUUGGCAUACAAAGAUUUACUCAGAGAUCAGACUAAGAAUUUUAAUACACAGUCAAACCAGUCAGAAGGCAAGGAAAUAAUUCAGCAAAUUUUUGGCUGUGACUGGGAUGAAGAAACUAAUAAUACUUUUGGUUAUAUAAAGUUUGGUAACAACGGAGAAGACUUUAUGACAUUAGACACAAAGACAUGGACUUGGAUUGCAGCAAAUCCAAAGGCAGAGGUCAUAGCAGAGGAGUGGAAUGCAAACAAAGCCUUUUAUGAGAUUGCAAAGUACUCACUCCAAAACAAGUGCCUGCCAUUGUUAAAAGUAUUUCUGAGAUAUGGAAAAUCUUUUCUGAGCAGAAAAGUUCUUCCCUCAGUGUUUCUGCUCCAGAAGUCUCCCUCCUCUCCAGUCACUUGUCAUGCAACGGGUUUCUUCCCUAACAAAGCCAUGAUGUUCUGGAGGAAAGAUGGAGAGGAGAUUCAUGAAGGGGUAGAACAUGGAGACCUUCUUCCCAAUGAUGAUGGAUCCUUUCAGAUGAGUGUCCACCUGGAGGUUCUGGCAAUCCCACCUGAAGACUGGGGGAGAUACGAAUGCGCAUUUGAACUCUCUGGUAUGAAAAAUGAUGUCAUUACCAAACUGGACCAAGAUUCAAUCAGAAGCAACAAUCCCAAAACUGAAGGUCUAUUUAUGACAAUCAGCAUCGCUGUCAUUGCUACGAUGGGAUGUGUUAUUGUCAUCAUCAUUGUUGCUUUAUCAUUCACAGCUUUCAAGAAAAGAAAUGUGACAAACAUUAGUGACACAGACAGAUCUUCUACACCAUCCUCUGAAACAGCCUCUCUUUAAGAAAGUGAUACAUAAUGCACUUCACCACGAGGAAUGCUGGACUUGUAUGACACAAGUCCAAAUGUUCUGUUAACGGCACAUAAAAUCUACAGGAAAUUCCAGGAUCCUGUUAAAUGAAGAUUACUGUCAAUAAUUUGAAGUAGGGGUCCCCAAAAUCGGUCCUCAAGGGCCGGCAACCUGCGUGUUUUAGUUUUUUCCUUGGUGGUAGUGACAACCUUUUCAUCAUAUCAGUUUUCUUCUCAGGCCUCUAACAAGCCAUCAUUUGGUCCAGGUGCGUUAAAUCAGGGAGAACUAAAACAUUCAGGAUGCCCGCCCUCGAGGACUGACUUUGGGGACUCCUGUAAGGAGCAGACUUAACAUACUAAAUGGUGUGUUUUUUUUUAUUUUAUCAUGUCUGAAAGUUUUGAAUAGCUCUAUGUAUGUUUACUCACAUUUUACAACUAUAUUGCACAAUAAUAUUUUAAAAUUAUGCAUCUGCCUUUCAUAAAGCAAACAAAAGCAUACAUCAUAUAGGCUAAUGAACGUCUGUAUUUUUCUCUAUCAAAUAAUAUCAGAGGCUAUCUUUGUAGAAGGUUCUACCAACAAAUGACAGAGAAAAACCUUCUUAGGUUUUAUCUAAAAAAACAGAAAGAAAGAAAUAGUUCACUGAAACUAGAGAUAAGGUUCUGGUUUCUGUUUUAGUGAAGAAAUGCAAAUAAAAUCAAGUCUGAGCCUGAACAACAUUCUAGACUGUAAAGCAAACAGAAAUUUAUAUUUAAGCACUUUGCUGAAAAUAAGCCAGCUGAAUAACUACAUGCCUUGUUAUUAACAUUUUACCCUA
This is a messenger RNA of Poeciliopsis prolifica (blackstripe livebearer), 1932 nucleotides long. Its product is annotated as major histocompatibility complex class I-related gene protein-like. Gene Ontology annotation, cellular component: external side of plasma membrane. Gene Ontology annotation, biological process: immune response. The record is from RefSeq and is a predicted model, not a curated record. Lineage: Eukaryota; Metazoa; Chordata; Actinopteri; Cyprinodontiformes; Poeciliidae. The transcript has 7 exons. The coding region runs from base 42 to 1112 and encodes 356 amino acids.